UUUAUUCAAAAUGGCUGAAAUAAAUACGUACUGUGUGUCAAUAUAAAACAUUUAAACGAUAAAUAAAUAAAAUUUAUAUUGAUUUAAUGUGAUUUUAUUAAGUUAACACAUUUCAGAAUUGUAUUGCUACGAGAAAUGUAAUUAUUAAAUUCUACAUAAGUGAUAAAAUUCUAUAAUAUAAUAAUGGCUAAUCCUUUGGCGAAUGUACCUGUAUCGCAGAUUUUAAAAAAUAAGAGUCAAUUCGAGGAUGAACCAAAGAAAAAAAGUAGAGAUGAUUGGCGAAAGGCUAAAGAAUUGGAAGAGGCGAGAAAAGCUGGUACUGCACCGGCUGCUGUCGACGAGGAAGGAAAAGACAUUAAUCCUCAUAUUCCACAAUAUAUUAGCACUACUCCUUGGUACUUUGAUGCUCAGGGUCCAACAUUAAAGCAUCAACGUCCACAACCUGAACGUCAAAAGCAAUUCAGUGGUAUUGACGACUGGUAUAUUCGUGGACAACAACAACAAACAAAUCGUGCUGUUAAAUAUCGAAAAGGUGCCUGUGAAAAUUGUGGUGCUAUGGGUCAUAAACGUAAGGAAUGUUUUGAGAGGCCAAGAAAAUUAUUGGCAAAAUUUUCACAAACACAAUUGGCUUCCGAUGAUGUACAACAACCAGAUUUAUCACUUGAUUAUGAUGCAAAACGUGAUCGAUGGGCCGGUUAUGAUCCCUCUGAGCAUCGGGAAAUUGUCGAGGAAUAUCAAAAAAUUGAGGAGGCAAAAAAAGAAAUACGUGCCGAAAAGCUCAAUGCUGGUGAAAUUGAUGAUCAGGAUUCGGAUAAAGAUGAAGAUAAAUAUGUCGAUGAAAUUGAUAUGCCUGGAACUAAAGUUGAUUCUAAGCAACGUAUUACUGUUAGAAAUUUGAGAAUACGCGAAGAUACAGCGAAAUAUCUUCGAAAUUUGGAUCCCAAUUCAGCUUAUUAUGAUCCAAAAACAAGAUCAAUGCGUGAUAAUCCUUACGCUGGUACGGACAGAGAGGUUGACUAUCAAGGUGAGAAUUUUACUCGUUUUACUGGAGACACACAGGAACAUGCAACGGCGCAACUCUUUGCCUGGGAAGCUUCUGGACGUGGAUUGGACGUUCAUCUUCUUGCCGAGCCAACGAAACUUGAACUUUUGAAAAAGGAAUACGAUAAAAAUCGUAGCGAGCAAAAGAAUAAAAGUAAAAAUCGUGUAAUUGAAAAAUACGGUGGUGAGGAACAUCUCGAUGUGCCACCAGCACCUCUUUUAUUGGCCCAAACUGAGGAAUAUGUCGAAUAUAAUCGAGCUGGUAAAAUAAUUAAAGGGCAAGAACGUCAAGUGAUACGUUCAAAAUAUGAAGAGGAUAUUAUUCCAGGCAAUCACUCUUCCGUUUGGGGUUCAUUCUGGCGUGAUGGAAAAUGGGGUUUCAAAUGUUGUCAUUCAUUUAUCAAAAAUUCUUAUUGUACCGGCGAGUCCGGUAAAUUGACAGCUGAUGUUCCAAUAAUUGUCCAAUCCACAAGUAAUGAGAAAAUAAUUACUCAACAAGCAUCAUCAUCAUCAUCAACAGCUGCUGAAUAUGAUGAGAAAAAUGCAAAUGAAGAUGAUAAGGAAAUUGAACAAAAGCAUAAUUCUUCUGAUUCAUCAUCAGAGUCUGAUAGUAGUGAUUCAAAUUCAGAUGUUGACACAAGGACUGUCACUGAAAAGAAGGCGAGUAAUAAGUUGAAAAAGUUGCAAAAGAAAAGAAAGCGUAAAGAAAAAUUACGAAUGAAGAAAAAAAAGAAAACUGAAAGUAAACUUCAAGAAGCUCUAAGAAAAGAAGAAGAAAGUCAAAGAGAAGGUGAAUUAAUGAUUAAAUUGGGAGAUAGAAAUAGAGCAUACAAUAGUAUGUACGAAGCAAAAGAGCCAACAGCUGAAGAAGUUGAAGCUUUUCAAAUUAAACGUUCCCGCGUUGAGGAUCCUAUGGCUCAUUUUAAAAAUUAAACCAUAUUAUUUUUUUCUUUUCAAGAAAAUUGUGUAUGUAAAUAAUAAUUUUUUUAUAUUAAAAAUUAUUUAGUCUCCUGGCAGUCAAUUUGAAUUCAGAUUUUAAUGAAUUCGUUAUUUUCUAGAAUUAUACCUCGAAAUUUAAAAGAAACAAAUUAUUUUCUAAACAUUUGAUAAUGUUUUGUUUAAUCUUUUCUUUUUUUUGAUAAAGAAAUUCUCUUCUUUUUGGACAUAAAAUAAAGAAGACUAAUUAUUUAGAACUAGUAUAUACUGAAGUACAAUUAAUAUAAUAAGUAGGAAAUAUGUCAGUGUAAUGAAAUGUAUAUAUGUGAUGUAUAUUUUUGUAAUAUAACGUAAAUAAACACUGAUUAUAUAAUAAAUUCAAA
Molecule: messenger RNA, 2360 nt
Organism: Leptopilina boulardi
Lineage: Eukaryota; Metazoa; Arthropoda; Insecta; Hymenoptera; Figitidae
Product: pre-mRNA-splicing factor Slu7-like
Exons: 3
Coding region: 184-1974 (596 amino acids)
Biological process (GO): mRNA splicing, via spliceosome
Cellular component (GO): spliceosomal complex
Molecular function (GO): zinc ion binding; pre-mRNA 3'-splice site binding
Source: RefSeq, a predicted model, not a curated record